Eruca vesicaria subsp. sativa (arugula) is the source of this 844-nucleotide messenger RNA. The record is from the annotation of a GenBank genome assembly. NCBI's taxonomy places the organism in Eukaryota, Viridiplantae, Streptophyta, Magnoliopsida, Brassicales, Brassicaceae.
UAUAAAUCGACCUCUUAAUGUAAAGUUUUUUCCCAUGAUAUAUGUAUUAAUUAAUUUGAUCGUGAGCAAAUUAAAAAGUAAAAAAAAUGGAAAAUCAAAUGUUAAUAUAAAAAGUUCUGGAAGAUGAAAGUAUGCUCCUGAAGGAACAUGACUUGCUAUUCAAACACGGUUGCAUUUAUACCAAUAUAUGCCUCGUAUAAAAAUUUCAUUAUCAAUUACUAUAGAAUUCCUCCGUUUAAAGUAAUACAGUAUUUUUACUUUCAAGGAUGAGCUCCUCCUCCAGUCGCAGCUACUCCGUUUGAAUGUCGCGGCUCUCUCUCCCCUUGUCUGUUGCUUGGUUACCGCGGAUCUCCGACCAGCUCCGGCAACGGGUCUUUGAUUCUGCUCUGAUGUCCGUCUCCCCGCCUCUGCCCCCGGCGACGACGAGUAAACCAACUCAGCUCAAACCUUCUCCUUCCUGCCGGCGGUCCUCUCCUCUGUCUAUUCUGACCAUUGACCUCCCCCUGGAGCCUCCAGAUCCACCAGAUAUGCCGGCUCGAGCUCCUCCCCCACCACCUCUACUGGUCUCUAACGCCUCCCCUGUUCCUCCCCUCGUCACCACUCAUCACGGAACGAGCAGGAACGUUGAAGCGGUUUGGUCUUGCAUCUCCACAACGCCCCCAUCACUCCAUGUCUCCUCUGUUCCCUCCCCCUACGCAGGGCCGGCCCGGAGGGCAAGCCACCAAAGCGGCCGCUUAGGGCAUAAAAUUUUAGAGGGCAUAUUUUUUUUUAGCUUUUGUAUAUAUUAAGAAUUUUGUUUGUAUUUAUAUGUAAAUAUAAUUUAGAGUUCUAUUGAUAAUAAUAC